UGUAGCAGCAGUUGUUGGUCCCAACAUCCUUAAAAGUUUUCAGUUAGUUGUGUGAAUAGUGACUGUAAAAAAAGAUGCCAAAGUGACCAAACCCCUCUGGCCUCCUCCUCUAUUUAUAUCGUUGCCUCUGAUUCUCAUUUCCCUCAUUCAGCAUCACAUUCUUUCUCUAGCCAGUUUUUUUCAAGGCCAAACUCAAUGAAAAUGGCUGUUUUUGAAAUUUUCUUGGUGGGUUUACUUUCAAUGCUUUCAUCUGUUCAUGGCCGUGGUGGAGGAUGGAGUAAUGCUCAUGCCACCUUCUAUGGUGGAAAUGAUGCCUCUGGCACAAUGGGUGGGGCUUGUGGCUACGGAAAUUUGUACAGCCAAGGGUAUGGUACAAACACUGCAGCUUUGAGUACAGCUCUGUUCAACAGUGGGUUGAGCUGUGGGUCUUGUUUUGAGAUUAGAUGUGUUAAUGAGAGGCAAUGGUGCUUGCCUGGUUCAAUUAUGGUCACAGCCACCAAUUUCUGUCCACCAAAUAAUGCACUUCCGAACAAUGCAGGAGGGUGGUGCAACCCUCCUCAGCACCACUUUGACCUCUCCCAGCCUGUUUUUCAACACAUUGCACAGUACAGAGCUGGAAUUGUCCCUGUUGCUUACAGAAGGGUACCCUGCAAAAGAAGGGGAGGUAUAAGGUUCACACUUAAUGGCCACUCCUACUUCAACCUAGUACUCAUAACCAAUGUUGGUGGCGCCGGUGAUGUUCAUGCAGUGUCGAUAAAGGGGUCGAGGACCGGUUGGCAGCCUAUGUCGAGAAAUUGGGGCCAAAAUUGGCAGAGCAACAACUAUCUUAACGGCCAAAGCCUCUCGUUUAAGGUCACCACCAGCGAUGGCCGCACCGUGGUUUCUUACAAUGUUGCUCCUCCAAGCUGGUCUUUUGGACAGACCUUCGCCGGUAGCCAAUUACGGUGAAUUUCGUUAGGUGGAUUUUGAAAUUUUCUGUAUUGGGCAGUAUUAAAGUGUCCAAUACUAUGUAAUGCUACAUAUCUAAUGAGUCGAGUCGAAUUGAGUCUAAGUCGAGUUGGUAGUAUUGUGUAUUGUUGGGGCCAAUUUUGGGGCUGUUUUGUCACUUUUGUUGCAAGGCAGAAAUUGGCAGAGGUGGACUAAUUAUCACCCGCCUAUUAAUUAAGGAUUAGUAAGUGGUUUUUAUCCUAAUUAGGAUCUGUUUUUCCUGUCUUUUUGGUGAAUCCUGGAGUCUAUGGUUACCAGUAAACAUGUAUAUUCAAUUAGCCAAGUAAUCGAAGGUGUUUCCCAUUAUUAAUUUUUGAUAAA
Molecule: messenger RNA, 1308 nt
Organism: Olea europaea var. sylvestris
Lineage: Eukaryota; Viridiplantae; Streptophyta; Magnoliopsida; Lamiales; Oleaceae
Product: expansin-A1-like
Exons: 4
Coding region: 196-948 (250 amino acids)
Biological process (GO): plant-type cell wall organization
Cellular component (GO): extracellular region
Source: RefSeq, a predicted model, not a curated record